Molecule: messenger RNA, 243 nt
Organism: Protopolystoma xenopodis
Lineage: Eukaryota; Metazoa; Platyhelminthes; Monogenea; Polystomatidea; Polystomatidae
Source: the annotation of a GenBank genome assembly
AUGGGUGUCUUCUUCUGGGGCUAUCUUUUCACUCAAUUUCUGAGUGGCUAUCUUUCUGAUAUGCUAGGUGGCGAGCGUGUCAUCCUCAUUUCUUCGUGUCUUUGGUCCUUUACUACAGUGUUGUUCAUCGGCCUACCCAGUAUUUCAUUCGACCGGUCGGUCGUGUUUACACUCUUUUUAUUCUUCCGCUUUCUUCAUGGCGCUUUUCAAGGAAGAUUUGUGCCUCUUUUUGUAUUUACCUGA